AUGCACCUUAUCAUCAACUAUUUCCACCCUUUCUGAAAUCUGAAAAUUCUUAUCGAGGUCACCAUGGCAUCACUUAGUAUCAGUGCCUCUGCUUCCGCCUCCGCUGCCAGUGCGGGCUCGGGCGGUGCGAGCUCGGCCGCUGCCUCCGCCUCCACCACGAUCAACCUGGAACUUGAUAGAAUACGAGGUGGGCGUGGACGAGGACGUGGUGGGCGUGGAAGAGGAGGUGGACGUGGGCGCGGACGUGGUGGGCGUCGAGGAGGUGGUAGAUUUUCCCCGAGAUUUAAACGCGAUGUGGGCGAGGACGAAGACGCCCACAACCGGCUGCUGGAGGUCGUCUCCGAGCAGGACGAGAGCGGCUGCGGCAAGCGGCUGGUGUGCGAGCUGGCCGCCGCCGAAGCCGAGGACGAGCGGGAGAUGCUGGAGGAGGAGCUCGCCAUCCUGGAGUUCGUCGGCGACCUCGUCCCCGGCGAAGACCUGAGGGCUCAAGGGGCGGCCCUGGACUACAAGCUCGCCAAGGCGCAGGGCAUGGAAGGGCGCGACUGCGGUCUGCUGUACCCGUCGUGCAUCUACAACGGCACGGAGAUCAUGACGUCAGUGCUGGCUUACCUGUCCUAGAGAAGCCGUUAGUGCACCGCUGUACAGGCAGC
Molecule: messenger RNA, 650 nt
Organism: Penaeus vannamei (Pacific white shrimp)
Lineage: Eukaryota; Metazoa; Arthropoda; Malacostraca; Decapoda; Penaeidae
Source: RefSeq, a predicted model, not a curated record